CUACUGGCCUAUUGAUUUUUCACACACACUUUUCUAUCCCUCUGCCAGACAGAGACCUCUCGAACACAUUCCCUCCCCCCAAUACAGUUCUAUAUAUUUCUAUCCAGGCCGAACAACAAUCACCCAGCCAGCAGGAUGAGCGGAAAGUGUUGUGGGAAAUCCUCCUCAAAGUCCUCCAGGAAGCGUGGAAAUAGUAGAAACACCAGCCAUAACCACAGUUCCAGAUGUGUGUCGCCGCCGCGGGAUCUGGUCAGUACGCCGGAGCAUAUGCGUCCUGGAUAUUGCGGGCAGGUCCGGCAAUACAAUCCCCGGGACUUUGGCCUGACCGGGAACGAGGAGUGGCGCCAUCCACGCAUGUUCCGCGACAUGACUUAUGAAACAAAUGCGAGCUUUCGACAGCAGCGGCCAUGUCGCCAGCCGUACUCUUCAACGCCGGCGGGAAUGAAUUUGAGCAAUCUGCCGGAUGAGUGCCUGGCGGACAUGUCUGCGCCCAAUUUCGAGAGCAGCCGGCUCGAGGCCAGCGACGAGGAGUGCCAGUCUCCGUGCGAGAGCCACUGCAAGACCGGAAAGGACAGUCGCUAUGUGGACGUGGUCUACAACGAGAUUGUGGAGCGAUUCAAGACGCUGAGACGGCGCCUGGCCGAAGGAGACCGAUUGCGACGGGCCAAGAUGAGGGCCAGAAAGGAUUCAAGCUCCUCCAGACAGACAACGCGACGCAAGAUAAUAACCCGUCACGAUCCCUGUGGCCUGGUGACGAGCCAAAUCGAGGUGACCACCGUUUCGAACUCGAUGCCCGAUCAGGGCUCCAAUGAGUGCACCCCCGCCAGACGUGGCUGCGAGCCGGCACGCCGCCUGAACUUCUCCAGGGCCCACAGGUCGCAAAACCUGGACGACGAAUCGAUGCCGACUUGCCACGAUGUCUCCAUGCCGCAGGAGUGCCUCGAUGAAAUGACAAUGCCCUCGUACUCGUCGCGCGGGGCCAGUUCGAGGCCCAUGUCCUGCCUGGAGGAUGAGACUAUGCCCUCGUUUGGCCAGACUUCCGGAAUGACACAUCGGCAACUGUCCAUGCCCAGCGAGUGUCUGGACGACAUUACGGAGCCCUCGAUGGCCAAGAGCAGAUCCCGUCGAUCGAAGCGUGCCUCGAGGAUGACCAAUGAGUGUCUGGAUGACAUGACGAUGCCAUCCUUUGGAGCGUCCACCACAAAGUCUUCCAGUCGCUCCCGGAGAUCCUUCAACUCCGGAGUGGACUGCUGUCUCGAGGAUGUGACAAUGCCGUCGUAUGGAGAAGUGUCCAACUGUUCGAGGCGACAGCCAACCCUGCCGAGCGAGUGCCUCAACGAUGUGAGCGCUCCGUCCUUCGCCAGUCGGGGGCACAGGUCGAUGCGUGGGAUGUCCGCCCACUCGACGCGGUAUGGAAACACAGAUUCCGGAGUAGACUGCUGCCUCGACGACGUGACUAUGCCCUCGUUUGGAUGCGCAAACGAGUCGUCCCGGAGGCCCGUCCCGUACAGCCUGCCAAUGGAGUGCCUGAACGAUGUGAGUGCGCCCAGUUUCGAUCAGUGUGCUUCGCGAGGAGAUACAUCGAGAAUCCAGAAGUCGUCCAGAUCGAUGAGGCAUUCAGUAUCGCCCCGAAGAGCCCCCAUGACCAGUGAAUGCCUCGAAGAUAUGUCCAUGCCGUCCUGCGGCGGCAUAUCCUCCUCUUUCCAGGCGAAAUCCCCGCGGAGACAACAGAUGCCGAGCGAGUGCCUGGAGGACAUGAGCAUGCCGACAUGCUGUGAUGUUUCCGGGGCCUCCAGUCGCGGCCACUACAGUCGACGCCGGUCGAGAUCCCUGUCCAUGAAGAGGCCCACCGAGUGUCUGGAUGAUGUCAGUAUGCCAUCGCUCGGUGCAGCUUCCGACACCUCCAGAAGACGGCUCUCCAUGCCGAGCGAGUGCCUGGACGACAUAAGUGCUCCGUCGUUUGGCAGGAAUAUUUCACAGGGCGAUAGUCGCGGACAGAGAUCCAUGCCGCUCCAGAACCUGGCCGACAUAUCGGCGCCUUCAUUCGCCAACUCCACGGAAUAUGGAGGAACUUCCAGGUCAGCCAGAGCUAGAAGCUCCAGGCGUGCAAUGGGCAAUAUGUUAUCCGGACGAGGACAGUUCUCGGACGAGUGUCUGGAUAAUGUGACGAUGCCAUCGUUCGGCGGGGUGUCGGGAUCCUCGAGACACAAGUCCCAGAGAUCCAUGCCAAGCCAAAACUUGGGAGAUGUAUCCGCGCCAAGCUUUAUGAGUUCCGGGCGCGGAGAGUGCUUGGACGAUGUAACCAUGCCAUCGUUUGGCAGAGCAGCUGCCUCCUCCCGGAGACAGAUGACUCUGCCGAGUGAGUGUCUCAAUGAUGUGAGUGCUCCGUCCUUUGGAAGAAGCUACUCGCGAGGAACCAGUCACUCCCGGAGGUCCUGCCCCUCCCAAAACCUCUGCGAUGAGUCUGCUCCCUCGUUUCCUCACUCCUCAAGAAAUCCGAUGACCAGCGAGUGUUUGGAGGACGUAUCUAUGCCGUCCUUUGGUGGAGUUUUGUCGUCCAGCUCGCGUCGUCGUCAACCCACUCUGCCGAGUUGUUGCCUGGAGGACAUAAGCGCCCCAUCUUGUUGUGGCGUAUCCGGGUCGUCGAGAAGGCAAAACACUAGCAUGCCGGACGAGUGUCUCGAGGACGAAAGCAUGCCGUACUUCGGCAACAUCUCCGGCAUAUCCCGCGGCCAGUCCGCAGCGAUGCCCAGCGAGUGCUUGGAGGACGUGAGUCAGCCCUCUGCCUUCGGAAGGUCUUUUGGGCAAUGUCCUCCAAGGCAUCCGCCGCAGCCAAGCUUCCACACCAACAACGAAUGCCUGGCGGAUGUGACCAUGCCCACCUUGGAAGAUUUCUCAGAAAAUUGCAGGAGUCGACAGUCUCAACAGAGAUCACGACAGAGUCCCUGCCACAUGACAGCGCCAAUUUAUGCCAGAUCCAGGCGGAGCAUGAUGCCCGAAUGCAUAGAGGACAUGACGAUGCCGAGCUGUGGGCAGGUGUCGGGCACAUCAUCUCGCAGCAGAAGUCGUCGCCGUGAAAGGACGAUGCCCUCGCAGAACAUUUGCGAUAUAUCCGCUCCCACUGCCAGUUCGCGCCGAGGACAGACGACUGGAGAGUGCCUGGAUGACAUGACGAUGCCCUCCUAUGGCAACUGUUCUGGAAGACCUCAGGACAUCAGCAAAAUAUCAGCUCCUUCCAUGGUGAGUUCCAGAAUGGAGUCCACGCGGAAUGAAUGCUUGGAGGACAUGAGCAUGCCCGCCUACGAGAGUUUCGGCCGGGAUUGCAACGAGUGUGAGUCCAGACCGACAGGAUCAAGGUCCAGAAGUAGAAGUGCCGUGUCCAGGCAGAGGUGCCGACAACCCACGAUGACUAGCGAAUGUCUGGAUGAGAUGACCAUGCCCUCGUUUGGCGGAGUCAGCGGCUCCUCCAGGAGACAGCCGACUCUGCCGAGCGAGUGUCUGGAGGAUGUGAGCGCCCCGUCGUUCGGCAGAAGGACAAUACGAAAGACCAGCAGGACCCAGAUAUCCGAGAAUGUAGCCGACAUAUCGGCACCAACGUUUACAACUUACUCCGAGGAAACGACCAAAAUCCAAACAGAGUGCCUGGACAAUUCAGGAGCUUCGAGAGGCAGAGCGUCAACGGCGAUGACCAACGAGUGCCUGGACGACGUGACAAUGCCUUCCUUCGGCGGAGUGUCUGGAGCUUCGCGGAGAGUACUCUCGCCGCGGCCCCGUUCGACGCCAUCCGGCGAUGCCAGGGCCAUGAGCUACACCCCUGCGAGGGGCCAUCGUCGUCAGCGGUCCGCUCCGGCGAAUAUAAGCGAGUGCUUGGAGGAUGUGAGUGCUCCCAGCUUCGGCAACUGUACGGGAAUGUCCUCCCGCCGUGGUCAGCAUUCAAGCAACGAGUGUCUCGAGGAUGUCAGCGCUCCCAGCUACCCCAGGAGCAUGGAAAUGUCCUCCCGGCGAGGUCAGCUCUUCCCGAGCGAGUGCCUAGACGAGGUUACUGCUCCCAGCUUCGGUAACUGUACGGGAAUGUCCUCCCGUCGGGGCCAGGAUCUAACGAACGAGUGCCUUGAGGAUGUCAGCGCUCCCAGCUACCCCAGGAGCAUGGAAAUGUCCUCCCGACGAGGAAAGCUCUUCCCGAGCGAGUGCCUAGACGAUGUCACUGCCCCCAGCUGCGGUAACUGUACGGGAAUGUCCUCCCGUCGGGGCCAGGAUCUAACGAACGAGUGCCUUGAGGAUGUCAGCGCUCCCAGCUACCCCAGGAGUAUGGAAAUGUCCUCCCGGCGAGGACAGCUCUUCCCGAGCGAGUGCCUAGACGAGGUUACUGCUCCCAGCUUCGGUAACUGUACGGGAAUGUCCUCCCGUCGGGGCCAGGAUCUCACGAACGAGUGCCUUGAGGAUGUCAGCGCUCCCAGCUAUCCCAGGAGCAUGGAAAUGUCGUCGAGAUGGGCUCAGCCCAUGACCAACGAGUGCCUGGACGAUGAGAGUGCUCCUAGUUUCGCUCCCAACAGCGGAAUGUACUCCCAGCAUGGUCAGCAGUCUUUGGAAUGCCGGGACGAUGCCUCCAACAACGAGUGUCUGGAGGAUGUGAGUGCACCCAGUUUUGCUAGAAGUAUCUUGGUUUCCCCCCGGCGGGGACAUCAAACCUCGAACGAAUGUCUGGAGGAUGUAAGUGCGCCCAGUUUCGGCACCAGUAUGGGAUACUCCAGCAGACCUGGACAGCACUAUCCGUCGGAGUGCCUGGAUGAUGUGUCGAUGCCCAUGAACAUAUCGUACAACACCUCCGAUCCCAGAUCGGUGAAGCACCGGCCCAGAGACGUCUCCUAUCCCUCGGAGAUGUUGUCGAACCAGAGCUGUCCCCCCUAUUACUCACAAAACGAAAACGGAAUGGAGGACGACGAGUGUGGCUGUGCAGAUCCGGAGGCCAGGUCGAGGCAUUCCCCAUGGGGCAAUGGAACUGAUGCCCGGUUGGAGGACGAGAGCAUGCCGUCUUGCCAGGACUUCUCGGGUCAUCCUCGGAGUCAUAACCUGACCAUGCCCUGUCCCGAUGAACUGGAGCCCGGCUGCUGCUCCGCGGAAAGAAACCCGAAUGACUUCUUUAGUUCCACACGGAACGAGCAGUCUCCUUGCCAGGAGCCCAAGGAGAAGAGCUCCGAGAAAGAUAAGUGUUUGAAGGAUACGUCCAAAAAGGGGCCGACUGUCGUGAAACAGAUUACGGUGCGCCGCUCCACCACGUCGGUUACCAGGGUCUUCGAAGGCCAACCAGAUCAGCUCAUGAACGAGGAUGGGUCGCUGGAGUACGAGGAGCAUAGAGCAUGUGACCCCAACCGAGACGACGAACGAAUCGAGGACACUUCGAUGCCGAUGAUGGACAGAACGCCCACCGAUGCUCCGAUCGGAUACCUUUCCGACAUCACUGAACCGACCUUCGGGCCGUCCUUCAACUCAACGGAGACCAGUCAGCCCACUAACAAAAGCGGAUCCUACCACGGCUUCACCUCGAUGGAUAACUACAUGCCCUUCGACGAACUGGUCGGAUCACAAACUCCGAGUUCGACUCCCGGGCGGUCUAAGUGCCAUAAUCGCAGCAAGAACCAGUCGCGGAAUCAGUCCAAGAAGAGCGGCAAUCGCAGCCGAAACUCGAAUACAUCCCAGGCUCCCAGGACUCCGGGCCAUCCCUGCAACAUGGUUAGCACCAGUUAUCCCUACGGGAAGCCCCAUUGCCAGAAUCGGCCUCCUUGCUAAAAAAAAGCGCCACUCAUCGGCUUGGAAAGAAAACAAAAAAUAUUUCAAGGGAGGGAACAAAAAAAGAACAAAACUCAGAAAUCAUCAAAACACUAAAAAAUUGUACUCAUUUUUAUAACUACGAUAAGAUAGAUCAGUAUUUUACAACACAUUGAGGCAAUUUCCGUUGCAAAACAAUCGCAAAACAACAGAAAAUACAAAAAUAAAUAUAAAAUAAAAUUGGUAACAAAUCGUUGAAGGAAGCUUGCAGCGGAAACGC
Messenger RNA from Drosophila ananassae, 6046 nucleotides. RefSeq lists its product as uncharacterized. Lineage: Eukaryota; Metazoa; Arthropoda; Insecta; Diptera; Drosophilidae. The transcript has 5 exons. Bases 136 to 5787 code for a protein of 1883 amino acids. The record is from RefSeq and is a predicted model, not a curated record.